AUGUCCCACAUCACCCCGGAUGCUGUGGUUGUCUGGAGUCCGGAGAUAAACUUGGGGUUAGCUUUCUGGGGGCUGAGUGUACCGCAUCGGAUGCACUUGAAGAUAACGGAUAUUGAGAAGCAACCAGAUGAACUGUGGAUUCAGCCAUCAACUAUCGGGUCUGAGUUCUUGGUUCCAAAGGCAACUGGGGUGCGUGGGGAGGAAUGGCUGGUGCUAUCCGCAGCGAUUGCAACGGCAGCGGAAAGAGCUCCAGCGCUACUGAGUCUUCGCCAGGAACCAGUAAAGUGA
Messenger RNA from Eimeria maxima, 288 nucleotides. RefSeq lists its product as hypothetical. The record is from RefSeq and is a predicted model, not a curated record. The transcript is spliced from 2 exons. Bases 1 to 288 code for a protein of 95 amino acids. NCBI's taxonomy places the organism in Eukaryota, Apicomplexa, Conoidasida, Eucoccidiorida, Eimeriidae.